Molecule: messenger RNA, 264 nt
Organism: Elephantulus edwardii (Cape elephant shrew)
Lineage: Eukaryota; Metazoa; Chordata; Mammalia; Macroscelidea; Macroscelididae
Product: DNA-directed RNA polymerases I, II, and III subunit RPABC5-like
Exons: 1
Coding region: 1-264 (87 amino acids)
Biological process (GO): transcription by RNA polymerase I; tRNA transcription by RNA polymerase III; transcription by RNA polymerase II
Cellular component (GO): RNA polymerase I complex; RNA polymerase II, core complex; RNA polymerase III complex
Molecular function (GO): DNA-directed RNA polymerase activity; zinc ion binding; DNA binding
Source: RefSeq, a predicted model, not a curated record
AUGCUGUCAGGAAGCGGUGGAGCUGGUGUGCUAUGCGGACGUCCCCGUCACGCUGCAGCCAUCAUCAUCCCCGUGCGCAGCUUCACCUGCGGCAAGAUCGUGGGCAACAAGUGGGAAGCCUACCUGGGGCUGCUGCAAGCAGAGUACACCGAGGGAGACGCCCUCAAUGCACUGAGCCUGAAACGCUACUGCUGCUGCCGCAUGCUGCUGGCCCACGUGGACCUCAUUAAGAAGCUGCUCAACUACCCUCCCCUGGAGAAGUGA